UUUAAUUUUGUCCGCAAAAUUGAAAUAAAUAUAAGCAGAUAGGCAAUUAUAACAAUGUGUUUUUGAAAGCAUAUUUUUUGUGCUUUCUUAAAUUUUUACAAAAGCAAAAGGGUUUGCGGAAGAGUGUGACUCUUCCCCCAAAUGACGUGGUUAUCAGUUGACCAAAUUCCGCUAAAUGUGAUUGUGCGAGCAAUGACCGGAAUCAUACUGAUAAAACGUAUUUCUCAACGUCACCGGAAAGGUGUAUUACGGAAAGAAUUUGCGGUUGGUAAUUUUUUUCUUUUCGUCUCACUUUAUCGCCGGAACGCGUGGAGUGAGAGAACUGCUGAUGAUUAACAGAAGCUAAAUAUAAAGGCCGUUUUAUAAACACAUGUGGGUAUCCUCGGGACUAUACAGAAGAAAGCCAGAAUAGUCGUCUAAGUGUCGAGCAUCAGUGAACAAGAUCCUCGACGCACACGUUAAAAAAUCAAUUUUCCGACGUUGAAGAAAUUGAUCGUCGAACGAACGAACGAACGAGAUGCUCAUCGCAUUCAUCGCAUUCAUCGAAGUUCAUCCACGUGCAUCGUCAGCGUGCACUGUCAGUAUUUAGUCGAGAAAAUUAAACUUCUAACAAAAUGCUUAUCGUGAAUUAAUGUGCGAUAUUAUCAGCGCCGCAAGAGUGAUGCCGAGCUAAUUUAACAGAGAAGUUUUAUAUCUUUGAAUCGCCAUGCGAUAGUAGCCGCCUGCAGCGUCAAUUUGUUCGGCUUGAAUAUAAUUUUCUCAAGAGCACAAAAGUCGAGAGAAAAACUAUGUCGUUUAGGAACUUUUUCGAGAGAUUCUCAGGCAGUCACGUGAAGCGAGACACGUCGAGAAUGGAGCCCACCAACAGCAAAACGCCAUCCAUAGUGAUCAACAAUGAGGGGGUGCGUGAAGAUAUUUGGAUGAGCGAGAUGGACGACGGCAGCAUCUCCUCCGAGGACAGUUCGGAAUCUGUCACGUGUCACAUACGACCGGAGCCGAUAACGCAGGAGCAGCCUUGGAGCAAGCGGGAGGUGGAGGUGGCGUUGUCGAAUCUGCCGGGUGGCGAAGCCGCCCUUUCCCUGAUCCCGACUCUUCAAGACGAAGCUCUACAAAGGGCUCUGCAAGAAUUCCAAUGCUUGACUCUCAACGGAACGGACUGCAGACACCGCAAGCUCUCCUUGCCCAUGUUCGCAAACGGGUUUAUGCGAAAGGCUCUACUGGACAGUGAAAACGGAGCAGCAGCCGUCGCGACUUCGGGUCAGUUACUCGCGGGAUGGCCGGACACGUGUCUGCUGAUUUCCAGCUGGUUAGGACAUGUGGAAAUCGCGAGGGCUCUGUUGGACAAAGGCGCGCAGGCCACUACGAGAGACAACGAUGGAAGGACGCCGUUACAUCUCGCAGCCUGCGCCGCGUCCGUGAAGAUCGUAGAAGAGCUGCUGAAGCGCGGCGCUAAUCCACGCGAAUGGGACUUCGAGAGGAAGUGCACACCGUUGCAUUGCGCCGCGGCGACGGGCUGCGUCGUCACCGUGAAGCACUUGAUCAAGUCAGGCGCGGACGUGGACGCCGGAUUGUCCGGCAGAAGUCCGCUCCACUACGCGGUGCUGAACAACGCCGCGGAUUGCGUCGAGGCUCUACUGCAAGCAGGUGCUUGUCCCAAUAAUCCACAGGUUUACACAGAAACACCACUGCACGUGGCGGCUGGCCUGGGUAAUGUUCGCUGCACCAAGUUGUUGUUGAGCCACGGAGCGGACGUGAGGGUGCAACUGGGAGCGGUGAGAUCGACGCCUCUGCACUUGGCAGCGGAGGAGGGCAGCGCGGAGUGCACCAGAUUGCUGCUGAGCGCCAACGCGGCCUUAGAAGCGAAGAAUUUGCGCGGACAGACGGCAAUGCAUCUCGCAGCGCUCGCCCAAUCCGUGGAGACUCUAGAUGUGCUGAUAACAGCUGGCGCCCGGGUAAAUGCGGAAGAUGAUAACGGACGCACACCUCUGCAUGCUGCGGUCGCGAAAGCGCUGAGAGGCGGCGAACUUGUCAAAACUUUAAUGCAGGCAGGCGCUUCGGUCAACAAAGCGGAUAAGUUCGGUUACACACCGUUGCACAUCGCGGCCCUGAACGAGAGCUCGCCGACGGUGAUGAUGUUGUUAUCGAAAGGCGCCGAUGUGACGGCGCGCACCAAGGGCGGCAUCACCGCCCUGAGUUUCAUCGUGCGCCGCACGCCGGACGUGCUGCCGCGUUUCGUGGCGCGCUUGGAUCAGGCGAUCUCGCUGCACGAUCACGAACUAGGCGAUGUGGACUGCGAGCUACGACUGGACUUCCGGCCGUUAGUGCCGGGCGGCCGCGGCGAGGCGGACCUAAUGCUCUGCCUGGUGGAGGUCGGCCAGGGUCACAUCUUGAAGCAUCCGCUGUGCGAGAGCUUUCUCUACCUCAAGUGGCUGCGCAUCCGCAAAUUCUUCCUCCUCAGUCUAAUGUUCCACUCGAUCUUCGUCGCCCUCUUCACCGGCUACGUUUGCACAACGUAUUUGGAGAAGAAAAAACAACUGACGAGCAACAUUCUCUUCUGGCCCGUGCUGGGUUUCACCUGCGUGCUCGCGAGCAAGGAGAUCUUCCAGAUCGCCCACGGUAUUUGCAACUAUGCCCGACGCUGGGAGAACUGGCUGCAGUGGAGCGUGAUCUUGUCGUCCAGCAUUAUCCUGAUCUCACCGCCGCAGACGUGGCAGGGCAACGUCGCCGCGCUGGGCGUCCUGCUGGUCUGGGUCGAGCUAAUGAUGGUGGUCGGCCGUUUUCCUAUGUUCGGUAUCUACAUACAGAUGUUCACCCAAGUGUCCAUCAACUUCGUCAAGUUUCUCGCGGCCUACAUCUGCCUCAUCAUCGGCUUCUCCCUUAGCUUCUGUGUGCUCCACAGCAAGAACCACGAGCCGUUCAAAGAUCCACUGGUCGGUCUACUCAAGACGGUAAUGAUGAUGUCGGGGGAGUUGGAGUUCGAUGACAUCAUCUUCCCCAAAAAAAACAGCACGGACGAAAAAGAAACGGGCAAGCUUGUGUAUUUCGGCACGGCACACCUGAUGCUCCUCAGCUUCGUCAUCCUGGUGACGAUCAUCCUGACGAAUCUGAUGGUCGGCUUGGCCGUGUCGGACAUUCAGGAGUUACGCAGGUGCGCCGGCCUCGAUCGACUGGUGCGCCGUGCCGAGCUCGUGGCUCAUCUCGAGAGCAUGUUGUUUUCCAAGCUUCUCGAUCGCACACCAGCGUGUAGGAUAAUACAAGCGUGCAGGCGGGGCGCGUUGCUACUGCACCCACCGCAUCACUGCGCGCUGCACAUCCGGCCGAAUGAUCCGCGCGAGAAACGUCUGCCGUUUGAGCUCAUCAAGGCGGUAUACCGUCUGGUCAGUGAGAGAAGAUCGCGUCGGAUGACCUUCAGAAGAAGUGCGCUACCGUCACGACACACUGCUACGAAUGAAGUGAGCCACGCAAGGUUCAGCAGGAUGUACAGCGACGAAAGCAAUCAGCAGCAGCAGCAGCAGAACGAGCUGGCGCACGAGCUGAAGAAAUACUCGUACAACAUCUGCAUGAGACUGGACAGCCUGACCGAUAAGAUGGAGAGUAUCGCCAGAGAAGUAGACGCGACAACACACAUAUACAGUCGUUUGCAACGAGAUACAUCGAGAUACAUCGAGAAUGGAGUCCGCCAACAGAAAAACACCGGGGAGCGUAAAGAUAUUUGGAUGAGCAAGAUGGACGACGGCAGUAUCUCCUCCGAGGACAGUUCGCAGGAGCUGUCUUGGAACAAGGAGGAAAUCGUGACGGCGUCUUUGUAUCUACCGAGAAGUGAGAUCAUCCACUCCCUGAUGCCAACAUUGGAAGACGACGCUCUACAAGAAGCUUUGCAAGAAUGCUCGACUCUCAACGAUGAGGACUGCAGACACCGCAAGCUUACGUUGCCUGUGUUCACAAACGAGUGCGACAUGACAGACAAACUGGACUGGCAAUUUGAUUUUGCAACAAGGAUUUCGGGAUUUCCGUUGCUCGAGGCAUGGUGGGAUAAACCUGGGCUGAUUUUCAGCUGGCUAGGUCAUAUAGCUAUCGCGAAGACUCUGCUGAUGGACGCUACGAGAGACAACGAUGAAAGGACGUUGUAUUUAGAUCUGGCAGCCUGCGCCGCGACCGUGAAGAUCGUAGAAGAGCUGCUGAAGCGCGGCGCUAAUCCACGCGAAUGGGACUUCGAGAGGAAGUGCACACCGUUGCAUUGCGCCGCGGCGGCGGGCUGCGUCGUCACCGUGAAGCACUUGAUCAAGUCAGGCGCGGACGUGGACGCCGGAUUGUCCGGCAGAAGUCCGCUCCACUACGCGGUGCUGAACAACGCCGUGGAUUGCGUCGAGGCUCUACUGCAAGCAGGUGCUUGUCCCAAUAAUCCACAGGUUUACACAGAAACACCGCUGCACGUGGCGGCUAAGCUUGGUAAUGUCCGCUGUACCAAGUUGUUGUUGAGCCACGGAGCGGACGUGAGACUGCAACUGGGAGCCGCGAGAUCGACGCCUCUGCACUUGGCAGCGAAGAAGGGCAGCGCGGGGUGCACCGGAUUGUUGUUGAGCCAUGGAGCGGCCAAAGAAGAAAAGAAUUCACGCGGACAGACGGCAAUGCACCUCGCAACGCUCGCUCAAUCCGUAGGGACUCUAGACGUAUUGAUAAGAGCUGGCGCCUCGACAAAUGUGCAGGAUGAUCACGGAAACACACCUCUGCACGCCGCGAUCGGGAAAAAGGCAAGCAGCAAACUUGUCAAGACUUUAAUACAGGCAGGCGCUUAUAACCUUGCGGACAAGUUCGGUUACACACCGUUGCACAUCGCGGCUCUGUACGAAAGCUCACCGACGGUGAUGAUGUUGCUGUCGAAAGGUGCUGAUGUGACGGCGCGCACCAAGGGCGGCAUCACCGCUCUCAGCUUCAUCGCGCGUCGCACGCCGGACGUACUGCCGCGUUUCAUGGAGCGCUUCGAUAAGGCGAUAUCGCUGCACGAUCACGAACUGGGCGACGUGGAUUGCGAGCUAAAACUGGACUUCAUGCCGCUGAUGCUGUACGGCGACGGUAAGGCGGACCUGAUGUUCUGCCUGGUGGAGGCUGGCCAGGGUCACGUCUUGAAGCAUCCGCUGUUAGAGUCCUUUCUUUAUCUCAAGUGGCUGCGCAUCCGCAAAAUUUUCCUGCUCAGCCUAACGUUCCACUCGAUCUUCGUCGUCGUCUUCACCGGAUACGUAAGCGCGACGUACAUAGAGACUGAAAACUGGCUAAGCGACAUCCUUCUCUGGCCCACGUUGGGUUUCACCUGCGUGUUCGUGGGCAAAGAGAUCAUCCAGAUCUCCCGUGGCAUCGGCAACUACGCCCGACAAUGGGAGAACUGGAUGCAGUGGAGCGUAAUCCUGACGUCCAGCGUCAUUCUGAUCUCACCGCCGCAGAAAUGGCAGGACAACGUCGCCGCGCUGGGCGUUCUGCUUGUCUGGGUCGAACUGAUGAUGGUGAUCGGCCGUUUCCCCAUAUUCGGCAUCUACAUACAGAUGUUCACCCAAGUGUCCAUCAACUUCUUCAAGUUUCUCGCGGCCUACAUCUGUCUCAUUAUCGGCUUCUCCCUUAGCUUCUGCGUGCUCCACAAGAACCACAAGUCGUUCGAAAAUCCACUGGUCAGCCUACUCAAGACGGUAAUGAUGAUGUCAGGAGAGUUGGAUUUCAAGGACAUCAUUUUCCCGGAAACAGAUAAAAAAAACGUCACAGAAGGCGACAAAAAAGAAGUCGAAGACAUCGACAGGUCGCUUCUGUAUCCUGGCACGGCACAUCUGAUGCUCCUCAGCUUCGUCAUCCUGGUGACGAUCAUCCUGACGAAUCUGAUGGUCGGCUUGGCCGUGUCGGACAUUCAGGAGUUACGCAGAUGCGCCAGCCUCGAUCGAUUGAUGCGCCGUGCCGAACUGAUGGCUCAUUUCGAAAGUAUGUAUUCCAAAUAUAUAAGGAUGUGUCGUUCCGACCAUAUUGCAUUCAAGAUUCUGGGCCGUACACUGGCGCGGAGGAUAAUACAAACGUUCUUACAAGUGGUCGAGUGUCGCCGUUACCUGCACAUCCGGCCGAACGAUCCGCGCGAGAAACAUUUGCCGUGCGAACUUAUCAAGAAGAUAUACCGUCUGGUCAGUGAGAGAAGAUCGCGGCGAGUGAAGUUCGGAGAUGGUGCGCCGUCACACACUGCUGCCUAUGAAAUAAACUACGCGAAAUUCAACAGAAUGUAUACCAACGAAAGCAGUGAGCAGCAGCUGAACGAGCUAGUGCAAGAGCUGAAGAAAUACUCGUACAACAUCUGCACGAGACUGGACAGCCUGACUGAUAAAAUAGAGAAUGUCGCCAGAAAAGUGGACACGACAACGCGUCCAUGUUGAUCGUCGCUGAACUUUCAUCUCAUCUAACAUCUCGGGAAAAAAGCAACAAAACGAAACAAUUCUCAACGAGAUACACAAGUGUAUUAGCUAAUGCAUCGUGCUAAAAUCUGAAAUUAUUUUGAAAAUAAAAUACAAAAUCGAGAAUACAAGACUAAUUUAAGCUUGAAUAUGAGAAAUCGAGGAAUCCAAAAGAUCUAGUGAUUUGAAAAGUCAAACUUCAACAAUAUUCAAUUGAGAAAUGUAUGAAUCCAACAAACUGCUUUUGCAAGAAUUUUGCAUACAUGUGAACACAUACAUACAUACGAUGGAUACUUGCAAUGUUAAUUCUACAAGAUUUAAUUAAGGU
Molecule: messenger RNA, 6747 nt
Organism: Linepithema humile (Argentine ant)
Lineage: Eukaryota; Metazoa; Arthropoda; Insecta; Hymenoptera; Formicidae
Biological process (GO): transmembrane transport; monoatomic ion transport
Cellular component (GO): membrane
Molecular function (GO): monoatomic ion channel activity; protein binding
Source: RefSeq, a predicted model, not a curated record